Messenger RNA from Phycodurus eques (leafy seadragon), 425 nucleotides. RefSeq names its product glial fibrillary acidic protein-like. Gene Ontology annotation, molecular function: structural constituent of cytoskeleton. The transcript has 4 exons. Gene Ontology annotation, cellular component: cell projection; intermediate filament; cytoplasm. Lineage: Eukaryota; Metazoa; Chordata; Actinopteri; Syngnathiformes; Syngnathidae. The coding region runs from base 106 to 420 and encodes 104 amino acids. Gene Ontology annotation, biological process: regulation of chaperone-mediated autophagy; intermediate filament organization. The record is from RefSeq and is a predicted model, not a curated record.
UGUUCCGGGCGCAGCUGAGGAAGCGAGCGGACAAGGACCGCUUAGAGAUGGACACGGGCAACAUGGAGGCCGACAUUGACGCUUCAAAACAGAUUGCAAGACGAAAUGGGUCUGCGGCCAGAUGCAGAGAACAAUCUCAGUGCCUACAGACAGAAUGUGGAUGAAGCGACCCUCAAUCGCCUUCAGCUGGAGAGGAAGGUGAAAGCCCUGCGGGAUGAGAUGAACUUUCUGAAGAUGCUCCACGAGGCGGAGCUGCAUGAACUGCAGGAGCAGAUCCUGGCCCGGCAGAUGCAUAUGGACGUGGACCUGUCCAAACCUGACCUGACCGUUGCGUUGAGGGACAUCCGGGUCCAAUAUGAGAGCAUGGCCUCCUUCAACGGGCUCGACACAGAGAAGUGGUACCGCUCCAAGGUCGUAUAACACAU